AUGACUGCUGUCAAAAAGGUGAUAGCUAUGCGACAGUUGGACUCGAUGUUUGGCAGUUUGACCCUUGAGGGCGAAGGAAGACAUUCUCCACUUGUAAGCUCUACAAUCGAGCACGACCCUCAUUGCGAUGUUCAUGGCCGGUGUGGUACUCCGACAGAUAGAUAUAGGUCGUCCCUCUACCUACAUAGCCGCGAGUCGACACCUGGACAUUUUAGGGAAUGUGUUUCACCCACAAAUGGUCUUAUAAUCAGGCGCCGUGAUUCACUGGGUGUAUCACCGGCACGUGAGCUUGAGCAUCCAUCUACAUUCCCAAGUAUACUCAGACGUGAUCGCCAUAGUCCCUCUCAAACGCCACCUCGUCGGGACACACCGAGUCCUACCCACAGAUUUACAACAAGCAAACGUCACUCUAUGGGCUCUUUUCCGAAUCUCUCUCGCUGCAAUGUUGUCAACUACAAUAGGCGGGACUCCUUGACUAACGGUAGUGUCAGAGAUAUGAAGCGUGACUAUGUUGGUUCGAUGAACUCCUUAUCAAGGAAAAGCUCUAUUGACACAAAGAAAUCCUCCUCCGAUUCGUUGGACAAUUGGCACGUCACUUGGGAAACCGACCGGAAUAGCUCCGUUUCUUCUUUAGCGCACGAUGAUAAGCACGCACGCGGAAUUAUUAAGGUAAAUGCAAACUAA
Messenger RNA from Parnassius apollo (apollo), 684 nucleotides. NCBI's taxonomy places the organism in Eukaryota, Metazoa, Arthropoda, Insecta, Lepidoptera, Papilionidae. The record is from the annotation of a GenBank genome assembly.